ACGACUACAGCGGAGUGGCGGUACCGCUGCCCAAUGGGCUAUAGAAAACAGUGUUAGGGCGUUUCGGGACGUGACUGAGAGGCACCAACCAGGAAGCUGGGAGGGCGGAGCGUGAGGCCGGAGGGCAGAGGCGUUCCCCAGCAGUGUCACAAUCUAACCCGCGGAGCCAGGGACCCUGCUGCCACCUGUGUCUCUCCGCUGCCGCCAACAGGAGGGGGCUGCGCGAGAAUGAGCUUUGAAGGGGCUCAGGCUAGCUCGGGCUGCGGGAGGGGAGCAGGACUAGAGCCCUGAAACUGCGGCGCGCUCUUUCCGGACUCGCUGUGCUGAAUGGCGGGAGCGCGGAACGCCGAGAGCCGGGUCUCCUAGCGGCCGGGGAGCUGCUGUAGCUGGUGAUACGAAAGGGGAGAAUGGGCCGCGUAGGGGCUGCGAGGGGCCGUUGAGGACCGUUGCGGAUCCACUGCCUUCGGGCCUCGGGACGGCCCCAGCCCCCACCUCCCGCCGAGCCAGGGAUGAGUUAGCCCUGGGGACUACGCGGGGCUUGGCUGCUGCUACGGGCGGGGACGACGGCGGUCCUGCGCGCCUGCCGAAGCCGAGGCUCCGCGCAGGCGGACGCCCCUAGCUAGCCCGCUUCCUCCUCCCCGCUCCGCAGCCCCGGAGACCAUGAGGUUCCGCAUCUACAAGCGGAAGGUUCUGAUUCUGACGCUGGUGGUGGCCGCAUGCGGCUUCGUCUUCUGGAACAGCAACGGGCGGCAACGGAAGAAUGAGGCCUUCGCCGGCUCGGCGCCCGCCCCGGUGCGGGUUGCAGGCCCUGGCGACCUCCGCAGGUUUCCCAAUGGCUCAGCUGCCCCGCCGCCCGAGGUGGACAACAUGACGCUGGUGUAUCGGUCGCUAGUGUAUCAGGUGAACUUUGACCAGACGCUGAGGAACGCGGCGGCAGCAGCCGCAGGAGCCGGUGGCGAAAGGGCCGGCGGCGGCGGAGGAGGUGGAGCCGGUGGCGGAGGACCCUCGCAGCUGGAGCUCGUCCUGGUGGUCCAGGUGCACAACCGGCCCGACUACCUCAAGCUGCUGCUGGACUCGCUUCGUAAGGUCCAGGGCAUCGGUAACCUCUUAGUCAUCUUUAGCCACGAUUUUUGGUCGGCCGAGAUCAAUCAGCUGAUCGCUGGGGUGGAUUUCUGCCCCGUGCUGCAGGUCUUCUUUCCCUUCAGCAUCCAGCUGUACCCCAACGAGUUUCCUGGCAACGACCCCAAAGAUUGUCCCCGAGACUUGCAGAAGAAAGCAGCUUUGAAAAUGGGCUGCAUUAACGCGGAAUAUCCAGAUUCCUUCGGCCAUUACCGAGAGGCCAAGUUUUCCCAGACCAAGCACCACUGGUGGUGGAAGCUACAUUUCGUCUGGGAGAGGAUCAAGAUUCUCCGGAACUAUGCUGGUCUUAUGGUUUUUCUGGAGGAGGAUCACUACCUAGCUCCAGACUUUUUUCACGUGCUCAAAAAAAUGUGGAAAUUGAAACUGCAGGAGUGCCCCGACUGUGAUGUCCUCUCCCUGGGGUCCUAUGCUGUCAGUCGCAGUUUCUUUGGCAAAGCAGACAAGGUAGAAGUGAAAACUUGGAAAUCCACAGAGCACAAUAUGGGCCUAGUGUUGACUCGAGAUACUUAUCAGAAACUGAUUGAGUGCACAGACACUUUCUGUACUUAUGAUGAUUAUAAUUGGGACUGGACACUUCAGUAUUUGACUACAACUUGUCUUAAAAAUUUCUGGAAAGUCAUGGUUCCUGAAGUUCCUAGGAUUUAUCAUGCUGGAGACUGUGGUAUGCACCACAAGGAUCCCUGUAGACCAUCCACCCAGAGUGCCCAAAUCGAAUUGCUCUUAAACAAAAACAAACAGUAUCUGUUUCCUAAGACUUUAAGUAUCAGUAAAAAGUACUCUAUGGUUCCUCUCCUCCCACAUGGGAAAAAUGGGGGGUGGGGAGAUAUUAGGGACCACGAGCUCUGUAAAAGUUAUAGAAGACUGCAGUGAAAACUGCACAAAUAAAAAUGACAAUUUUUAAAUUUGGAUCUUACUGGUCUAAAGGACAAAAAAAUGUAUAAAAUGAUUUAGGAACUGGUUUCUGCUUUAAUACAAAUAAACAUUCUUGUCAAAAG
This is a messenger RNA of Gracilinanus agilis (Agile Gracile Mouse Opossum), 2135 nucleotides long. RefSeq names its product alpha-1,6-mannosyl-glycoprotein 2-beta-N-acetylglucosaminyltransferase (gene MGAT2). NCBI's taxonomy places the organism in Eukaryota, Metazoa, Chordata, Mammalia, Didelphimorphia, Didelphidae. Gene Ontology annotation, biological process: protein N-linked glycosylation; oligosaccharide biosynthetic process. The transcript has a single exon. Gene Ontology annotation, cellular component: Golgi membrane; Golgi stack. Bases 661 to 2010 code for a protein of 449 amino acids. The record is from RefSeq and is a predicted model, not a curated record. Gene Ontology annotation, molecular function: alpha-1,6-mannosylglycoprotein 2-beta-N-acetylglucosaminyltransferase activity.